GUCAUAACGGUGCGCCGCAUCAUUUAGAGGUUGAUAGUGCUGCGAGUCGGUAAAGGGCAGCUGAAAUGGGAGCUUCAGCAUCAAGUGCUCCUCUACAAUCACAGACAUCUUCCGAAUCCGCAAAGACCCACCCAGUAGAUUCGCCUCCCCCAGGAUGUCCAAUGCAUCAGAAAAAGAUGGACGGUAUGGGAGCUUCACCUGUAAGCCUAUCAAGUGCUCCGUCUACUGAGUCCGCAAAGACCCACCCAGCAGAAUGUCCAAUGCAUCAGAAAAAGAUGGAAGGCUGUCCAAUGCAGAAAGAAUCUAAGCAAAAUACAGAAAACUGUUCUGGACCUGCACAUCAAGAAGGGGCCUAUGGAUAUGUUCAGUGUCCAAUGAGAUCAGGAGCAAAGGAUGAUAUUGAUCCCAGCAAUAUGAUGCCACCUCCAAAUCAGACUCCAGCUCCUGACCAGCCAUUCAGUUUGUCUCUGGACCGAGAAGAAUCUACCAUUCCACGAUCCAGCACUGAAAAAAACUGGGUGUACCCCUCUGAACAGAUGUUUUGGAAUGCUAUGUUAAGAAAGGGAUGGAGGUGGAAAGAAGAUGAUCUUAAACCUGAAGAUAUGACAAACAUUAUCAAAAUUCACAACAAGAACAAUGAGCAGGCCUGGUCAGAAAUUCUGAAGUGGGAAGCUCUCCAUGCCAAAGAAUGUCCUUGUGGUCCUUCAUUGGUUCGUUUUGGAGGAAAAGCAAAGGAGUUUUCUCCAAGAGCACGGAUGCGUUCAUGGAUGGGGUAUGAGCUUCCGUUUGAUCGGCAUGAUUGGAUUGUUGACCGCUGUGGAAGAAAAGUUCGAUAUGUCAUUGACUAUUACGAUGGAGGCGAAGUCGAUAAUAACUAUCAAUUCUCAAUUUUAGAUGUCCGUCCUGCAUUUGACAGUAUGGGUGCCAUCUGGGACAGAAUGAAAGUGGCUUGGUGGCGUUGGACAUCAUAGCCUGGUUGCUUUAAAGUCAUCUGAAAGCCUGUUAUAAACUUUGAAGCUGCUUUAUAAUAAUACAAGAUCAGACAAGUGGACUUUUAUAAGUGCAAUUUGAAAAAAAUAUUAACUGUAUUUAAGUGAUAUCUCUCACAUAAACACACACACUUACGUUAAGAAAAUAAAAUAACCAGUUACAAAAAUGUUGUUACAAUAUAAAGUGUGAAAGAGGAACUUCAGUCCAAAUCAGGUAAUUUAAAAGUGUAAGCGCUCAUUACACAUGGUUUGUACCCUAUAUAAGUUCAAAGUGCUGGAGAAAUACUGGAAGUUUAGUUUUGCACCAUUUCUAAUGCCAGUGGUUGAAUGGUUCAGUUCCUAGAGAAUAACAAAAAAAAAAAAAAA
Messenger RNA from Xenopus laevis (African clawed frog), 1355 nucleotides. It is a transcript of the gene hccs.L, whose product is annotated as holocytochrome c synthase L homeolog. NCBI's taxonomy places the organism in Eukaryota, Metazoa, Chordata, Amphibia, Anura, Pipidae. Gene Ontology annotation, cellular component: mitochondrial inner membrane; mitochondrion. The record is from RefSeq and is marked provisional. Gene Ontology annotation, molecular function: holocytochrome-c synthase activity.